This is a messenger RNA of Porites evermanni, 3355 nucleotides long. Lineage: Eukaryota; Metazoa; Cnidaria; Anthozoa; Scleractinia; Poritidae. The record is from the annotation of a GenBank genome assembly.
AUGGACUCCUGUACUACAUUAAUGAUGAAAACCAUAAAAAGGGGUAACGUUUAGGUUACUAUUUGAGAGGUGCCAGUUAUUCAAAAUUUAAAAACUUAGAAAUUUAGAAAACUGGCAACUGUCGUCCGGUAUUCCUGUACCCGAUCUUUAACUCAGACGUUUCUUGGUUUCACCGAUCUACUAUGUUUCAGCGAUUGCAUUGUUUUAACGCGAUUCUUAGUGUUGCAAGAAUAGUUUGUUCAUAGUAGCUUGCUAUAAGCGCGCGUGAUUAUUCCAACUCGAUCACAGGCCCGGGAUCUAGGAUCCUUAGACGUGGGAUCGGGAUCAGUAGUGCUGUGAGGUGAUCAGGGACAGUUUUCCGACAAAAAAAUGCUUUAAUGGCAAGGACCUGCCCUCGUUUGCAAACUCAGUUGUAUUAUUGGUGUAACAAUUUGUUCCGGUACUUAAGUGUACACAAUACGACUUUAUUUUGAUAGUGGCGUUGACUCAUUUUGUUUUGACUCAUUUUUUUGUAACUAUACCUUACAUUCAAUGAAAUACCGAAUUGGCCUGGGUUUUUUGACUGCCAAAUAAGGACUUAAUAAGAAAAUUCAUACAAUGGACAUUACCUUUUGCCAAUGAUUUCUCUCUGCGCCCCGAACAAUGAUUUUAUACAUGCCCUUUCGACAAUGAAAGACGAGGUUUUUCAGUGGACAAACCCCUGUUAUCACAGCAAUUCUUAUUGCUCUUGGUACAUACUGUAACUUGUAUUUUUCUGCUGACCAUGCUCAAGAGACAAUACAUGGUCUCUUGCAAGCCUUUAGCAGCUCCCGAUCCCAAGCCUCUGAUCAACGCAAAUAUCAAGUGGCAAGUGUCGGGAGAAGACGGCAAAUAAUGAAGCCUGUUCUUAUUAUGUUAGGGAGAAAGUGUGCGAAACAUCUUAACCAGACUUACAAAGGCUACAAGGCGAAGGAGUAGUCUAUCCUGGCUCUGUAAAAUAAUGUACUUUCUAACUUAGCUCGUUGUUCGGCAGGCCAGUGGCCUUUAUCAUUGCCCAAAGAGAACUCAGUCUGAUCUCGUUUUGCCACUUAAAACUUAAUCAAAAUUCUCAAAAAGUCGUGCCUUUUGCAGGUACCUUUUUUGAAUAGCUCUCCCAGCUUACUCCAACCUCAGUGAGCUGGUAAACUGCUUACAAUUAUGUCAUGGGGUAACUCAACCGAAUAUAAUCGAAAUCUACAUCAGUAAGAGGAUUAAGUGAGUUGGUGAGGUAUACAACUAGAGGUCAUGUGGCUGAAAAGAGUUCACUUGGUCAACUGGUGCUACCAAGGCGACGACUGAGAAAAAGCUAGCUAGUGCAAACCCCAUUUAUUCUGAAUCAAUCAGCCAAUCUUACUGACAUUUCUUUUUGUGUGAAUAAAACUUUGCUAAAUGGGAUUGAUCUCUUUUUAAAACGGCAAAAAACAAAAAGUGUUUGGUUUGUUACGGAAACGUGACGGAUAUAAGAAACUUCCCGUUUCCGUCGAGUUUACAAAAUACGGAAACACGUCAUUUCGUCUUGUGAAACGCUCUAUAAUGUGAGCCGUCUAAAGUGUAACUAUUAUGAUAGAAUUAAUGAUAACUAAUGGAACUGGAGUAAGUAUCCGGAGCAAAUGUGUGGACUAGAAAGUAUCACCCGUUUACGUUUAUUUACAAGGAAAAAGUAUGCCAAGUCACAGUUCAGAUAAAAUAACUAAAGAUUAAAGAGUGUGAUAAGUAGACUGUAACAUAGUUGAGGUUAAAUGCCCUAUUUGUAACGGUAAAAAUGCCCGUUUAACUUAUUUGGAGUGCCGCUGCUCUCUCACUUUCCCGCCGAAACGUCUAAAGAAAGGUUAGUUAGGACCAUUAAUAAAAAUUUAUGGUAAGAAAUGAGAUUUGUGUUUAUAAUUUUAGGAACUGCUGGUGACUCUCUUACAUGGCAUCAUAAUAUGUCAUUCUCAGAAGGACACGUGUUUUCAAAUCAUUCUGUGGAACUAAACCUAGACUGCCAAGACCAAUGCGCCCUUGCGAGGGAAUGUGUUUCAUAUAAUAUUGGUCCAAAGAUCAACAACAAGAUGGCCUGUGAACUCAGCAAUUCCGAUCACUUUCAGCACCCAGAAGAUCUCAAACCAAGAAAGGACUGGAUUUACAGAGGGACAAAGGUAUGAUCUGUAAAUUUGUAUAAAUGUAUAUAACUUUAUUUCUUGUAAUAAUUGCAACUCUAUUAAAGCGUGUCACGAGUCAAUAGAAAGAUUGUUGUUGUUGUUGUUGUUGUUGCAAAUAAUGUUGUCAAGUCAAGAUGAAUUUUUGAACCAUUUCCACCAUCACGUAGUGGUUGAUUUAUGAUAAUUCCAAGCUUUACUGAUGAUAAAGAUGAUAAAAAUGUCGGUGUUGGCGGUAUAUGCAGUUUCGUAUAAUUUAUUUAAAAUUCUAAAUCUCCCUUGCGGAUUAGCUGCAAUCCGCCCUUUGAAUUUUCAUAAUUACACUUUAAUUUAAAAACUUGGAUGAUUUAUAUCCAUUUUUCCGCGAUGCAUAAUUAUGUGUUUGUAUUAUUGGACGCUCGACGACGGUCGCCUAACUUACAAAAAAAAAAAGAAUAACAUACUGUCGCACAUUAAAAAGAGAACAGUUUUGGGAGUAAAGAAAAGAGUUCAAAACUUAAGGCACUAAAAAAAGGUACAGUUGAACUUCCAUUAAGUGCCCAUUAUUAUUAUUAUUAUUAUUAUUGACUUUCGGUUUUUGUUUUCGAGCCUUUUUGGACUGCCGGUCGCGCGGGAUAUUUUUUCGUUCCAAAAGCAGUGUUUUUUUCCUUUCGUUUACGUUUGAAUUAAAAUUAUUGCAAAAUUCCAGCGAAAGAAUAACGGAAAGGUUUAAAUAGGAACAGGAUUAAUCGUAGUUCAUCAUAACCAAGGAGAAGCUGAUUUAAAUAACAAUUCAUUGAAGCUGCGUUUCUUUUAACAGAAUCUUUGCGCCAGUCAGCCCUGUCUGAACAACGGAACGUGCUACAUGGGAUAUACCGAGAAGAACUACGUUUGCGCUUGCACAGCUCGCUUCAAAGGUGAAAACUGCGAAAUAAAAGGUACUCUCAUCCCAUAGUUGUCACCUCUAUUAAGCGGCCAUCAGGCACUUGACCGACUAUUUUUUGUAAGUUUGGCUUUAUUUCAAGAAUAUGAAGAAGGAAAACCGUCCGAGAUAGAAGUUGACGACCGAUUGUGGACCAGUAAUGCUGGCCCCGUCGCGUUUUUUUUCUUUUUUUUUUAAUAAGGUAACAUUUCUGCAAAAGAUUAUGCUAAUUUAUGACGAGGUUAUAUGACUAACUUCUAAGUCACACGUCUUUCAUAUUGCAUUAAAGUGAUAAGGA